Molecule: messenger RNA, 1507 nt
Organism: Oreochromis niloticus (Nile tilapia)
Lineage: Eukaryota; Metazoa; Chordata; Actinopteri; Cichliformes; Cichlidae
Product: mpv17-like protein
Exons: 6
Coding region: 526-1284 (252 amino acids)
Biological process (GO): mitochondrial ribosome assembly
Cellular component (GO): mitochondrion; cytoplasm; membrane
Source: RefSeq, a predicted model, not a curated record
GAUCCACCACCACCUUCCCAGUUACUGCCUUUACUCCGCCUCCUGGCAGCAUCUCCAGCCCUCUGAGCCAGUGAUAGUUGAAGUUGGUGUGGAAACAAAAACCGACGGUUGCCACUCGAGCCGUCUGAUGCUAUUCGAUUCCUACUAAAUCCUCUGAUCUGAAACUUACCUUUCAGUGUUGCUCCUCUCACACUCUUCUGAGUCUCCCCAAAGCCAAAAAGACACAAACUACAUUUCUCUGGACAAAGACGAUCAUCAGCAGAAGCAAAUCUACAAGUGACGAGAUCUCACAGGGUCAAAGUUCUGCUACUGUUGCAGGGCAUGUGUGAUAAAGCCUUAUCAUCCCCCUGGAGAGGACUGUGAGAAAACACCACAUGUGAAGAGUGAGACUGACUGAACACACAUUAACAAACUCAUGCUGUAAAGCUUAAACAGCUGAAUUUAUGUGCAUGCAGAUUUGAUAACAACGGUUGAAUGUACUCAUUGCACUCGUCAUAUGAUGUCACCAUGUAAGCAAAUCCUGGCAUGCGACCGUCCAUCUCCGCGAGUCUCGAGCCUGGGUUGGAGCGAGGGGUCCCCUGGGGUCGUGACCUGUACACCUUUGUAACUUCAGCAGCAGGUCACAUGAUGAGGACCCUGCAGAAACCCAAGAAGAACCGACCAUCCAAGCGGCAGGUCAACCACCGUCGCUUCCUGCACAACAUGAUUCAGAGAUUCCUCACCAUGAAGUGGGUCUGGGCUGUGUUCAAAGCUCGCCCGUACAUCAGUAACGUUCUGGGAUACACAGCCCUGUUCGCCUCUGCUGACCUCGUACAGCAGAGCGUGCUGGGUGAGAAACCUGCGGCAGGAUCCACAUCAGAGGAUUUAGUAGGAGUCGACUGGCAUCAGACGGCUCGAGUGGCGACCGUCGGUUUAUGUUUCCACGCCAACUUCAACUAUCACUGGCUCAGAGGGCUGGAGAAGAUGCUGCCAGGAGGCGGAGUAAAGGCAGUAACUGAGAAGGUGGUGGUGGAUCAGCUGAUUGCGGCUCCUCUCACCAUCAGUGCCUUUUACAUUGGUUUGAGUUUACUUGAACACAAAGAUGACCCACUUGAAGACUGGAGACAGAAAUUUUGGACAUCUUACAAGACUGGGGUAGUAUUUUGGUCAACAAUGCAGGCAGUGAACUUUGCAUUCGUCCCCCCUGUGGCUCGGACGGUGUUUCUGGGUGGUGUCGCUCUGGUUUUCACAAUCUUCCUGUGUCACCUCAGACAGCAGCGACACCACGAACAGGAAAGAACCUGAGACUCUCCCCGUCGCAUCGAAGGCUUUAGUAAACUAACUAAAAACACAAUUCCAAAAAAGCAGGGACACUGUGAGUAAAACCUGAAUGCAGUGGUUUAUAUACAUCAGACACCCAUAAACCCCAGCAGCUGGUCUGUUCCCAGAUGUUUACAGGCUGCUGUUAAACAAAGACGGGAUGCUACAUUGUCAAGGGUACACAUAAGUGGUCCGCAGGUGCGCAUUC